CCUGAAACUGCAGAACAUUUAAAUUAAAAGUCCACACAAGUAAGAUUAGUAUGUUUCUGCUGCUGCUUCAUCUGCUCUUGAUCUCAGGUCUUGGAGCAACAGGACAAGGCGAAGAGCUGCAAAGGAACAAGAGGAGAAUUCAGCACCUUUCCAACCAAAAUAAAGAUUUGCUUGAAAGAGAGGGCCCUAGCAAGUUGCUGGUGCAAGAUCCCAUGGACUAUGAAGAAAUCCUAGAAGAACCAAGUUUAUUUGUAGCAGCCCCAGAGCUGGCAACAGAGAGCAGGAAGCAAGGAGAAAAAAAAUCAUCCAGAUUUAUCCUUCCAUAUGUAGAGCUUGAUGUGCACCGAGAUCUGGGAAGCUGGACUGCACCAAAAGAGACCUCCCAUUCUGAAAGCAUGAGACAUUUCCUACCUUCACACUCAUUCAACAAGAAGGAAGCUGAGCCCCCGUACAGGAAAGAUGCUAAAAAAUUCUGGGACCAUUUCAUGUUUAAAAAAAAUUCAGCUUCUGAGGAGGUUGUUCUGCCAAUCAAGACCAAUGAGAUGUACCAGGAGACCUGCAGGACGCUGCCUUUUUCCCAGAGUAUUGUGCAUGAGAACUGUGAAAAGGUGAUGGUGCAGAACAACUUGUGCUUUGGGAAGUGUAGUUCCUUUCACGUCCCUGGCCCAGAAGAUCGUCUUUACACCUUUUGUUCCCACUGCUUGCCUACCAAGUUCACCAUGAAACGCUUGGAACUGAACUGCACCAGGUCUGUUGCCGUUGUUAAGGUGGUCAUGAUUGUGGAGGAUUGCAAGUGUGAGAUUCAGAAGAUUAAAGAUUCUGAUAUAGGACCCCUACAUUCAGACUUACAUUCAAAUGUAUAUGAGCACAAUUAACCUGCUCAAAAGCACCUUUAAACUCCAUAAUCAUUAGCAUCUGCAAGGAAAAAAAAACCCUAUGAUUUUAGUCAAACACCUUCAUCAACCAUGUGAAGAUGUAGAUUAUCUCUUUACAUCAUGUAUAAUGUUACCUGAAAUGUAUAAGAUGUUUCUCUGUGUGAAUGAGAGGGAGGGGGAAGCAUGGUGUGGAAGUCUAAUCUCUUCAAAAUGUUUCCUUCUUGCUACACUGGGUCAGUUCCACUGGUGUCAGCGAAGAUCCCGAACAUAUAUGAACCAAAAGCUAUCACCACUGUUUUAAAACACCAUGUUGAUUAGACCUGCUCAG
Molecule: messenger RNA, 1203 nt
Organism: Mauremys mutica (yellowpond turtle)
Lineage: Eukaryota; Metazoa; Chordata; Testudines; Geoemydidae
Gene: CER1
Product: cerberus 1, DAN family BMP antagonist
Exons: 2
Coding region: 51-875 (274 amino acids)
Biological process (GO): signal transduction involved in regulation of gene expression; determination of heart left/right asymmetry
Molecular function (GO): morphogen activity
Source: RefSeq, a predicted model, not a curated record